Saccostrea echinata is the source of this 4047-nucleotide messenger RNA. Its product is annotated as ankyrin repeat and fibronectin type-III domain-containing protein 1-like. Gene Ontology annotation, biological process: establishment of mitotic spindle orientation; regulation of establishment of bipolar cell polarity; signal transduction. The record is from RefSeq and is a predicted model, not a curated record. The coding region runs from base 28 to 3798 and encodes 1256 amino acids. Lineage: Eukaryota; Metazoa; Mollusca; Bivalvia; Ostreida; Ostreidae. Gene Ontology annotation, cellular component: spindle. The transcript is spliced from 25 exons. Gene Ontology annotation, molecular function: protein binding.
CUCUUAUACUCACUAGAUGGAUAGACCAUGUCUGCCGCCUGUAGCAGGGCAAGUAGUCACACCCCCCUUGUGACCCGGGCCAUGCCCCCUACCCUUCUGCCAAGCCAGACAUUUGAUGCUGUGCCAGAGAACUAUGACAUUGAUAGUGAACUGCCAGAGGCCAAUGGGUAUGAGGAUGGGGAAGAAGCUGAACCGGAACUGUACUGCUUUGAGGACUUCAUUUCAUAUAACCUACAGCCACCUCAACCUGCUGCCCUGGAGAGGACUGUUAGUGUGAAUCCUGAAAGUUACAGCUCAUUGUCAAGGCGGAGAAGCCGGGAGCUUCAGCGUUCAAAGACCUUACCAAUUAUCCGAUUACCUGGUGGCAAUAAUGACGAUAUGGUGCUCGACUUGGGAGACAGAUGUAAUGAUGACAUUCGAUGGAUGUCACAGAGUCCAGUCAGUUCAGAAUAUUCUGGAUCUUGUGGGAGUGAAGAUGCAGGGAGGAGAAGAAAGAGUUCAGCUAAACACCAGAGACAGAAGAGAGGCAGUAACAACAAGGGAUGCAACUCUAACAGCUCUGCGUGGAACUUUGACGAUGACACGGAUUCCACCACGUCGUCAGAGACUAUGACCAGUGUGUCAGACGAUGGCUCUGUAACUCCUAAAUCCUCCCAGCUCUACUAUACCACACCACCGAAGGCAAAUAUGGUCAGAAAUCAAGAUGAGAAGAGAUUGGAAGGACCAGGUUCCUCUCUAUACAGAAUCCCUAGAAGACUUAGUCAGAAGGAUAAAAUUCGGGAAGAUUUGCUACAUGAGAGACAGAGAUCAGUCAGCUUAGAUUGCGGAGAUGGAAGAACAAUCAAAGUAUUUAUGUCAAAUGCGGAGGGACUUCUAGUGGACGAUGCACCCGGAUUACACCAUACAAACACCGCACCUGUUCAAUUGCGAAGCAUGAAUGGCCUCAGUUCUCCAAAUCGAUCAUCUAAGAUACUUACAACUACACCAAAGAAAAGGGGUUCAACCAGUAAUUCCUCAAACAGUGAUCCUGAUAGUUUGUCACCAAAUAAAAUGUACGAUAAGAGAAAAUCUGACAAGGACAAGAAGUCUCCUAUAGAUGCUAGUGCUUUGUUUGACGCUGUAGAACAACAGGAUCUGGACCUGGUGAAGAAUCUCCUUGAAGUGGAUGGCCUCAACAUUAACAGUGUUAACUCUGAAGGAUUGACUCCCUUAGAUGUAGCAGUGAUGACUAACAAUAUUCCAAUGGCUAAGAUGCUGCUUUUUAACGGGGCAAGAGAGAGUCCAUUGUUUUUACAGGAGGAGGCACGAUCAGACCGGUUAGAUGCCCUAGUGUCCAAUGCAGAGAAGAGGGUGGUGGAUCUAUCGGCGGCUAUUCUAAAUGCCUCCUCUGGAAGUGGCUCCAACACGCAACAGAAGGAAAAUGAAAAACAAUUAAGUCACUGGGAAUUUCGACACAAACUCUUAAAGAGAAUGAAAGCUGGAUAUGACCAUGCACGUACCCCAGACCCUCCCAGUUAUGUGAGCCUGACUGUGGCCAGUAGCUCCUCCUUAUUGGUCAAGUUUGAUGAACCCCUCAAUCACAAUGGGGCAGUGGUCACUCGAUACAAAGUGGAGUGGAGCUGCUUCGAUGACUUCAUUCCUUUGGCUGGGGAAGACCUUGUGGAGGACAUGAGACACUUAGAACAUGAGAUUAAGGGUCUGGUUAAGGGCAACAAGUACUAUGUCAGGGUAGCGGCCUGUAACAUGAAAGGAUACAGCGAGUACAGUGUAGCCAAACCAGCUUAUGCUGUUCCAUCUAGCUGGAGAGAUGUGGACAAUUCAACAGUUUCCAGAACAGAAGGAAAGCUAAAGUUGUUGGAUGAACUUUUCUCUCAAGUAAAACACCUGCGGCCAGCUGAUGCCUCAGAAUUAAAAGACAAUGUUGGCGAUUCACCACUGCAAAGAAAACGAAAAAGUUUGAAAAACCUGUUUACCUCUGCCCCAAAAUUCUACAAAUCUUUGAAAAGGGGUGUCUAUCUUGCCUGUUUGUUGUAUCAUGGUGACAAAGUAUUGGUGACCUCAGAUGACCAACUUCCUGUUGUUGAGGUUGAUGAAAAUUUUUCUGGACCUUCAGUGAAUGCAGAUCUUCACUGGCUGAUGAAGAUAUCUUGUACGUGGGAUGAUGUGAAAUCUCUGCGACAAGAUAUGGAGAAGAAUACCAGUGCAGGCACCAUGCAUUUUAGAUAUAAACUUCUACAAGCAGUCUCUGUAUUACAGGGAGCAUUAGGAAUAUAUGAUUUAGGCCAGUUUCACUUCAAGCCUCUAAAAGACUCCAAUGGCUGUAUAGUAUUAACCACAGUUUGUAACAUAAGGGAUCCCAAGUCAGUAAUCCUAGGCUCAUCCAAGUGGGUCAGCUUUGCAAAGUUACUGAGGCGAUCUUCAGGCACGGGAUCAGAGCCCCAGGAGUCCCUAGAAGUCCUAGUCAGUUCUGUUUCCGAGAUGAUUCUGUAUCAUCAAGUGAGCAACAUUCGUCUUGCAAAAGGCUUAUACCUCGGCUACCUCAAACUUCAAGCUUCUUUAGAACUUAACAGGGUGUUGGUACCCAAGAAGGCACCAAACAUCCUCCCCAACAUCAAAGUGAGAGAUUGCUCCAAUGUUUCCAGGGAGGAGUGGCAAUGGCUUCAGUCACUGAAUACCGACCAACAAGUGGCUCCACCUACCCAGACACAGGAGGAAUUCCGUAAACAGCUCAAACAGGCUGCCCAGAAACUCUUCAACAUUCUAGACAUAUCAGAGAAUUUCGCUGCUAGUCACAGAAUCUACGAUGUGGAGGUGAUAGAAUUCAGUAAUGAUGUGUCGUUCCUCCUGAUUCUCCCCCCAGUGGAGGAGGUUUGUCUGGUUCCUGGACAAAAUGACAGCAUGACAGAGAAAAAGGAUCUCACUCUGCUCCCAGUCCAGGUCUUUGAAAUGAUCCACAUGUGUACAUACCAGCCACAGCUCAUCAACAGAUACUCAAGACUUUCCUCAAUACUGGAUAUGGAUCUCUGUCUUGCCCAACAAGUUCAGCGUGAGGCCUUUUCAACAGAGGAGCUCACACCAGCAAGAGAGAGAGUGGAGAAAUUGUCCAACAUAAUGACCACACUGGACAAGAGCUGGAAGUCCACUCGAUGGAUAAUGGACAUUAUUACUUAUGCAAGAGACAAGAGUAUGAGAGGAGGCAUUCUGAUGAGUGAAGUUACUUCACCACCCAAAGAUGUGUUCAGUACUGAGCUAGAAAGUCCUAGCCAAGUCGAUCUGUUUGAUAAUAACAACUCACAGUCUGGCUGUCCUUCUGUGGCUUGUGAUUCAAAUGAAAUCAGUGUUGGAAAAGACAACAUAAAAAUUGCCAAAUUCUAUGAUCCAAACGAGGAGGUGCCAAAGACAAAUGGACACGUUAAAAAGGAGACAGCUGAGAGUGAGCCUAGUGCAGUAAGCUCGGGUAUUUUACAAGUGUACGCUGCCUACGAGACGGGGUUGUCUCGAGGCACCAGGGUAAGGUUACAUGUGACUGAGAAAACAACAUCUAGAGAAGUGAUAAAUCUAGUGGUAAGACAGCUAAAUAAAACCUUGACUCAGAAAGGACACUCAGAACCUCUAUAUGGGGAGGAUCAGUUGGAGGAGUUUUGUCUGGUGGCAGUAAUCGGUGCUCGGGAGAGAAUUCUGAGGGACGACUAUCAGCCCCUUCAACUUCAAAAUCCCUGGACUAAAGGUCGGCUCUAUGUCAGGAUGAAGAGUAAUUUGUUGGCUGCUAUCCAGCAGGGUCACGCCACAGAAGUAUAAAUGGACAGUGCUUUAUAGUUGACCUACAAUCAGUGGACACUAAGCUUUAUUGUCAUCCAAUCAUUCCUCCCCGCCUGAUUGUUGGGUCAUUUUUCUUUUUCCAUUCCAAUCUUUAAGUCAAUUUGUCCAUUUUGUGUCCAUUUUCAUACAAUUUCAGUGAAGAAUUACUAGUCAGUAUAAACAUCGGGUAAAUCAUUAAUUAAUAUAUUUCACUAAUUUAUUAAUUUAAUUUUUUUCUUUAUACAAAUU